Molecule: messenger RNA, 648 nt
Organism: Emericellopsis atlantica
Lineage: Eukaryota; Fungi; Ascomycota; Sordariomycetes; Hypocreales; Bionectriaceae
Exons: 1
Coding region: 84-593 (169 amino acids)
Source: RefSeq, a predicted model, not a curated record
CUUCACGUUCCUCCCUCUCACACACUCCACUCCUCGCUUUUCCAGCCACCAUAAACAAGAACAACUCGGUAAAAGUUCCCUCAAUGUACACUCCAAGCACGAAAAAGACCUCCCAGUCCCCAGUUUGCGGCAACCAUUGCGGAGGGACAAUGGCAUUCAACCCAGGCGCCUUGCUCGGCAGUCUCAUCGUUUCCUUGAGCAGCUGGCUAAUCGUCGGGGUCUUUGCUUAUAUAAGAACACCUUCGUCGGGUACACAUAUGGAUUUCAACGGGUUCUUGACCAUCUCUUUCAUGCAGAUUCCCAACUUCUAUGCGCUCAUAGGUGUCAUUCACCAAUGCAGCUGCCACCCUAACCUUCCGUUCAACCACACGGCCGCUGGAAUUGCCUCCAUAUUAGGGUGCUUCACGACGAUUGCGUUCUGUAUCGCCACAAGCGAGUGGAGGACUACUUCGCAGCAUAAAUUCCUGAUUAUGGGGAGCGUGUACGUGUCUUGGGGCCUGGAGUGGUACUUCAAGCCGUUGGCGGCCUGUCUAAGAUGGUUGGAACAAAGUACAUAUCCAAGACAGCGGCUAGAUGUUGCAUCGUCUCGUUGACAACGUCUGGUCUUGCAGAUCAACAACGCCCUGAGCCUUGAUUAAGCCUCCCGGC